Molecule: messenger RNA, 483 nt
Organism: Acanthamoeba castellanii str. Neff
Lineage: Eukaryota; Discosea; Longamoebia; Acanthamoebidae
Product: methylmalonylCoA epimerase
Exons: 4
Coding region: 1-483 (160 amino acids)
Biological process (GO): L-methylmalonyl-CoA metabolic process
Cellular component (GO): mitochondrion
Molecular function (GO): methylmalonyl-CoA epimerase activity
Source: RefSeq, a predicted model, not a curated record
AUGCGCCGAAGCUCUGCACUUGCCCGUGGGUUCGCCCCGUUGCGCUCCAAUGCCCCCGCUUCCGCUCUCUUCACCGCUGUGGGCGUGGGUAAACUGAACCAUGUCGCCAUUGCCGUACCUGAUCUGGAGCAAGCCACCAGCCUCUACCGGGACGUUAUGGGCGCCAAAGUCAGUGAGCCGCUCGCGCUGGCCGAGCAUGGCGUGACGACGGUGUUCAUAGAGCUGGGCAACACCAAGCUCGAGCUCCUCCACCCUCUCGGUGAGAACUCGCCCAUCGCCAACUUCCUCAAGACCAAGCCCUCUGGCGGCAUCCACCACAUCUGCCUCGAGGUGAAGGACAUCCACGCGGCGUUGGAAGUGCUCAAGGCCAAGGGCAUCCGUGCCAUCGACCAGAAGCCCAAGAUCGGCGCCCAUGGGAAGCCCGUUGUCUUCUGCCACCCCAAGGACCUCAACGGCGUCCUCGUCGAGCUCGAACAGGUCUGA